AUGUCAACCCCACGCCCAGUCCGAUCAUCCGCACGCCAAUCAGCCCUGAAGCAGGAACAGGAAGCAGAACUUGCAGCGAAGCGCGAACAGAUCGCUCUCGCGAAGAAGGAACGUGAUCAGGAGAAGGAUCAGGACCGUGGCUUUCUGUCCUCGAGCUCAUCCUCGUCCUCCCGAAGCCUGAGUCCCGCACUCUCGGACUCAGCCUCGUUGAGUAGCGGGGAUGAAGAAGAUCCUUUAGAUAAUAACCAGCGACGGUCGUAUCGGAACUCUCGGCGUCAGCAACCGGAGGGGGAGGAAGAGGAAGAACAGGAUCCAUCAAAGCCCUUCAAGGACCCGCAUCUACACUCGUACUGGGAGAUCGCAUUUAUAUAUGGGUUCCUGACCAAGUUCAAGGCUUUGCUUCGACAGAGUUGUCCGUUGCAUGAGUUUUCGUUGGAGGACAUUGAAGCUGGUCUGCUAUCAAGAACUUCAAACGCCUGCAUUGAAGAGAUCCACGCCAACCUGCUCUCCAACAUGCUGAAUCGCAAAAAAGCUGUCGACGCUCACACAUGGCAAAAAGUACUCUCGGAGACAUUGGAUAUGAAGAUCAGGACCCUGGAAAUGGAGUACGAUCAGAAUCCAUUGCGGUACUAUGGCGACUACUACAAGCUCCCUCCAGAUGACAGGGUCCAUAUCCUGAAAUCGUUGGUUCAUUGGGUUCUGCAGGAAUGCACUGUGAUCCGAACGGGGAUUGAGCAGGAUAAUGAGUGUUAUAUGGUGGAGCCCUUCGGUUCCGAUCAGACUAAACGCAUUUAUUGGUACUUUGGAGAGGGAACGCUGACAGUAUACAGAGAAACCAAGGGCACAAAAAAAAAGAGUGGCACGUGGGAGACAGUUGCCAACAACCUAGAAGAGCUCCACAAGCUGGCAGAUUCAUUUAAUGGGACAAGCUCGAAACCAGAGAAGGCACUGCAGGAACGGCUUCAUGAAGAAAUCAUCAAUCCAGCAGAAGACAAGCUGCUCCAAAACAAAAUGAAACAAGAGCGGUUAGAGAAGCGGAUGCAGAAACUGGCAGAGCUACAUCAACUGGCAGCGACCAGGACGACCCGGACACGGUCUUCGAACCGAGUCAACCAUCCCAAGUAUAACUUUGACGAUGACGAAGAAGAUUUUGAACAGGAUGAGUACGACCUCUAUAGGAGACCUUCUAGCCGACGGAGAUAUAACAAUAACCUCGAUCACGACAAAGAGCAACAGAAUCAUCAGGAACGAAGAAGUGCGUCUGUCGAGGCUGCGUCCAGCGCCAGAUCAAGUGUCGGCCAUGAUUCAGAUACAUCUCUCCGAGAUGCGUUGCAGCGGACACGGGUCGGCGAUGAGGACGAUCGUUUCACACCAGAGGAGUCCCGAGAAAUUGAUGUGGACCACGAAAAUGUGGAGCAGGAGGAAAUACAUAGGCGGGCCAAUGUUCAAGCUGAAGGGCUUGAGAACCGACCAGACACUACUAUCCCAUCAUUCCCUGCUUCACCGGUGCCAUCUUAUCCAAAUACGGCCGGACCAUCAGCCGCACCCUCGUCCGAGACAAACACUGCACCUGUUCCCUUGUCCGAGACGUUUAGUGCACCCGAAGCAGCAGAACAGGACACUGAGAUGAAGAGCGCGGAUGUCUAA
Messenger RNA from Gamsiella multidivaricata, 1647 nucleotides. RefSeq lists its product as uncharacterized. Lineage: Eukaryota; Fungi; Mortierellomycota; Mortierellomycetes; Mortierellales; Mortierellaceae. The transcript is spliced from 5 exons. The coding region runs from base 1 to 1647 and encodes 548 amino acids. The record is from RefSeq and is a predicted model, not a curated record.